This is a messenger RNA of Budorcas taxicolor (takin), 462 nucleotides long. RefSeq names its product olfactory receptor 7E24-like. The transcript has a single exon. Gene Ontology annotation, biological process: G protein-coupled receptor signaling pathway. Gene Ontology annotation, molecular function: G protein-coupled receptor activity; olfactory receptor activity. The coding region runs from base 1 to 462 and encodes 153 amino acids. Gene Ontology annotation, cellular component: membrane. The record is from RefSeq and is a predicted model, not a curated record. Lineage: Eukaryota; Metazoa; Chordata; Mammalia; Artiodactyla; Bovidae.
AUGUACUUCUUUCUCUCCAACCUGUCUUCAGCUGACAUCAAUUUCUUCUCCACCACUGUUCCCAAGAUGAUUGUGGACAUCAAAACUCACAGCAGAGUCAUCUCCUAUGAAGGCUGCCUGACACAGAUGUCUGUUUUUAUCCUUUUUGGGUGUAUGGAUAGUAUGCUUCUGCCUGUGAUGGCUUAUGACAGGUUUGUGGCCAUCUGUCACCCACUGCACUAUACAAUCAUCAUGAGCCCACGUACCUGUUGCAUCUUCAUUUUGGUGUCAUUUUUUGUUAGCCUUUUGGAUUCCCAGAUGUAUAAUGUGACUGUGUUACAACUUACCUGCUUCAAGGAUAUAGAAAUUUCUAGUUUCUUCUGUGACCCUUCUCAGCUGCUCAAUCUUGGCUGUUCUGAUACUUUCAUGAAUAAUGUAGUCAGCUGUAUUAUCAUUGCCAUCUCUGGUUUUCCCCCUACCUGA